UCGAUGUAUCAAAAUACAGCCUUCUAGAUGACCCAGUCCAGUUUUGUUUCUCAAUAAAGAAGUGUGAAGUGGAAAAUCCUAAGCCAUAUGAAAAACUUCCAAACUAUGCUCUGCAGCGCUUGACCACACCUGUGAGCAAUGCCGUCUUGGAGAGAAAUUUUUCCCAUGUAACUGCAGUGAAGACGAAAGCUCGCAACAGAGUGAGUUUGAAAAUGUUGGGGUCAAUUUUAUUAUCUUGAAAAUUAUCUUGAAAAUGUGCGAGGGAAUUCUAUCAACAGAUGUGGGUGGGGGCGUGGUAGUGAAAAGGUUAGGACCAACUGUUUCAUACGUAAGAAAUAUUAGGAUUUGUAAAAUUUUGGCAUUGAAAUUCUUAUCCUGGCAGUAAAUCUGAACAAAUUUGACAACAGUACGAGACUUGGCAACCCUGCUCCACACUCACUUUGCAGUCCACAGUGUAACCACAGCCUUGGUCGGGGUUGGACAAGCAGCGUUGGUAGUGAGAGCGGUCGAUCUUGAAAAGGGUCAUCAGAAUGGCUCCCCAGCAAGGAAGAGCAGGCAUCACAAGCCCCGUACAGGAUAGCAUUUCACUCAUUAUCAAUAAUGAAACGUAUACAGUUGGUCCAGAUGUGCCACCAUGGACUCGCCUGGUGGACUACAUACGAUACGUAGUGCAGGCCCCGGGCACCAAGGCACUGUGUCGGGAAGGAGGCUGUGGUGUGUGCACUGUAGUGGCCACAGUUCCGGACCGCGAGUCGCCUGGCCACAACAAGACCUUCAGCGUGCAGGCAUGUCAGGCAAUGCUGUAUGCCUGUGCAGGAUGGAAGAUAGAGACUAUAGAAGGUCUAGGGAACCGCUACACAGGUUACCACCCCAUACAAAAGGCUCUGCAUGGCUUCUAUGGGACUCAGUGUGGCUUUUGCUCACCAGGCAUGAUCAUGACCAUGUAUGGCCAGACAAAGGGGUCUGAACCACUCACUUCUGCCAAAGUAGAAGCAUCAUUGGAUGGGAACAUUUGUCGCUGCACUGGCUACCGGCCCAUCCUGGACGCCUUCAAAUCCAUGACAGUGGAUGCAGACCCCACCCUUAAGGAAAGACUUGUGGACAUAGAGGAGGCAUACAAUGGUGUAUGUGAGAAGAAUGGCACCGAUGGUUGUGGUGGCUGUAAGGGAAAGGAAGGUGGAAGAUGUAAGAAAAGAGUGAUGGAUUUCCUUCCUCUCAAUCCUGGGAAAGUGCAGAUAUCCUUUGGCUCUGUUCACUGGUUCCGACCAACAAAUAUCCAUGGCAUGUACAGUAUUCUUAGGAAUAUUGGCACUGAAGAGAAGUAUCGGAUUGUUGUGGGCAACACUGGCCAAGGAGUGUUCAAGAAUGAUGGGCCAUAUUCAGCCUACAUCUCUACUGAUGGUAUUGAGGAGCUGUACAUCACCUCAGUGGGAGUACCCUUGCAGCUCGGUGCCAAUGUGAGCUUGACCAGGGCCAUGGAGUUGUUCCAUCACAUGGCCAAAACACAGCCGAGAUACAGUUACCUAGAGGUUCUUGCCAACCAUUGGCAAGUGGUGGCCAAUGUGGCAGUCAGGAAUACAGGCAGCUGGGCUGGCAAUUUGAUGCUGAAGCAUGCUCAUCAAGGAUUCCAGUCAGAUAUCUUCUUGACACUUCUUGCUGCUAAGGCAGAGCUGACCAUUGGCAGUGCUGAGGAUGCUUCCACUACCCACAUGAGCCUUGAGCAUUUCCUCAGAACAGAUAUGUUCAAAAAAGUCAUCCUGUCUGUGACACUUCCACCUGCAUUACACAACACAAAGCUGCGGACAUUCAAGAUCACGCCACGAGCUGUCAAUGCACAUGCCUAUGUCAAUGCCUGCUUCAGAAUGGAGGUGGAUCCAACAGACAACUUCAAGGUUACUCACAAACCUUCCAUCCUUCUUGGAGGUAUCAACCCAAAUUUCAUCCAUGCUACUGAAACAGAGAACUUUUUGAUGGGGCGGAGGCUGAAUGAUCAGGCUACUGUAGUGGAAGCUGCAGAAAUACUUGGCCGAGAGGUACAGCCAGACAACCAUCCACAGGAUGCCUCUCCAGCCUAUCGUCGAAGCCUUUCCCAAGCACUGCUAUACAAGACUAUUGUAGGAUUUUUGGCCAACAAAGUGAAUCCCAAGCUUGCCAGUGCUGGACCAAAUAUUGAGCGCCCCCUGUCCUCUGGCCGUCAGGAGUUUGACAUGGAUCGGGAAGCUUGGCCAGUUGGAGAACCUUUGCCAAAGCUGGAAUCUGCCACUCAAAUCUCUGGUGAAGCAACAUACCUUGAUGACAUCCCUUACCUACCCAGUGAGCUCCAUGGGGCCCUGGUUCAGACUACUCAUGCAAACGCUAAGAUAUCACAUGUGGAUGCCUCUGAGGCCCUCAGACUGAAGGAUGUGGUGACCUUUGUAAAGGCUGCUGACAUUCCUGGAAAAAACAGCUUUGUUGUCACUGCUGGGGUAUAUCCUGACCCUGUAUUUGUAGAGGAGCGUUCAAAAUAUGCUGGCCAACCUGUGGGUCUGAUAGUGGCCCGGGACAGGGAUACAGCAGUGCGAGCUGCCCAGAUGGUGGUAGUGAGCUAUGAGGAUGUCAAGAAGCCAGUAUUGACAAUUGAGCAGGCGCUGGCUGAAGGGGGUCGGGAUGAGAUUGUCACUUUUGCCGUCACUGGCACAGUAGAGCCAGCAGUCCUUGGAGACCCGGAAGGCCAGCUGGAGAUUGCACCACAUCGUUUAAAGGGGAAUCUGACUCAGGGGAGUCAGUAUCACCUUAAUAUGGAGCCCUUCGCUACCCGAGUGGUUCCCAUAGAGGAUGGAUAUGAUGUUUACUGCACAACCCAGUGGCCCACUGAAACCCAGGCUACUGUUGCCCAAGUCCUUGGGAUUACUGCGAACAGUAUUAAUAUGUCAGUGCGGCGAAUUGGUGGUGGUUAUGGGGCCAAGAUCAGUCGCCAGAACGUUUUGGCAGCUGCAGCAGCAGUGGCAGCCAGGAGUCUCCAGCAGCCUGUGAGGGUCGUGACAGACCUGAAUACAAACAUGACAUUGGCUGGCUGGAGGGACUCAUACUACGCAACAUAUGAUGUUGGAUUUGAAGACACAGGCAAGCUCACAUCCCUCAUAGUUGAUCUUUAUAGUGAUGCUGGCCACGUCUCCAAUGAGUCUCCUGUAGGCUUCCUAGCAAGUGUCAUCCAGAACUGCUAUUUCAUACCCAAUUUACAAUAUAGACCUCAUAUUGUGAACACUGACACUGCUGCCAACACCUGGUGCCGGACACCUGGUCACGUCAAUGCCAUAGGUACCAUGGAGAACAUCCUUGACCACAUUGCAUCCUAUUUGAAAAAGGAUCCUCUGGAGGUGCGUCAGCUGAACCUAAUCACACCAGGUGUACCACGGCUUCUUGCAUCAUCCCACGAACAGACUCCAAUAAAGGAUGUGAUUUUGCCAUUGUUGCUUGAGAAGGCAAACUUUGUCCAGCGCAAGGCCGAGGUGGAAGAGUUUAAUAGGAGCAAUAGAUGGAAGAAACGUGGGAUUGCAGUGAUGCCAGAGUACUAUGGCUUUGAUUAUCCAUCAGUCUUCCGUUAUGGUCUCCAAGUCAGUAUUUAUGCACAUGAUGGAACAGUAGCUAUCACCCAUGGAGGCAUUGAAAUGGGACAAGGCAUCAACACCAAGGUGGCUCAGGUAGCAGCCUACACACUGGGGAUCCCAUUGGCACAGGUAGUUGUCAAGGCCUCGGAGACAACAGUUGCAGCAAACUCCACUGUCACCAGUGGGUCCUUUGGUUCUGACCUCUGUGCACAUGGUGUCAGAAAAGCAAGUUUAGCUCUUAAAGAACGCAUGGAUGUUGAAAAGGAGAAGAUAAAGAAGGACACUGGAAAAGAACCAACAUGGCUGGAGCUGGUGCAACACUGUUUCAGUCAUGAUGUGGAUCUGUGUGAACGUUACUGGACUGCUGCAAAGGAACAUCCUCCACGAUACGACAUUUGGGCAGCUUGUUGCCUUGAGGUGGAAGUAGACGUGUUGACGGGCAUAUAUAUGAUAAGGCGAGCAGAUGUGAUUGAAGAUGCUGGCCGCAGUAUGAAUCCUUUUGUUGAUGUAGGACAGGUGGAAGGAGCCUUCAUCAUGGGACUGGGUCUCUUUACCUCAGAAAAAUUGAAGUUUGACCCCAGUACUGGCCAAAAGUUAUCAAAUGGGACAUGGGAAUACAAGCCACCAACAGCCCUGGAUAUCCCAGCAGACUUGAGAGUGACCCUACUUCCUAAUGCCAAGCAACCGUAUGGUGUUCUCGGCUCUAAAGCUACUGGGGAGCCUCCUCUCUGCCUCUCCUAUGCAGUAGUUUCUGCUCUGCGCCAAGCCAUAACCGCCUUCAGAGCAGAGAAUGGGGAUGACUCCUGGUUCCAGAUGGACACCCCACUGACAGUAGAGGCAGUGCAGAGACUGUGUGGCGCCAACCCACAAAUGUUCAAGUUGGGGUAGUCAGUGCACCAUCAGGAAACACAAGAACUUGACCAACAUUCUAUUUUCCCUGUUAAAAUAAUAAGCAUAGUUUAAUCCUAGCCUACACCAUGAUAUAUAUGGAUAAACUGCUACAAUUAUUUAACUUCAAAGCUACUGAUAACAGUAAUUUUAAUCAUAAGCAGUAAAUAGUUUAACAUCAGCUAACACUAGCUUUAUCAGUAGCUUUAAUCAUAAGGAGUAAAUAGUUUAACAUAAGCUAACACUAGCUUAAUCAGUAGCAUUAAUUAUAAGAGUAAAUAGUUUAACAGCGGCUAACACUAGCUUUAUCAGUAGCUUUAAUCAUGAGUAAAUAGUUUAACAGCAGCUAUCAUAAGGAGUAAAUAGUUUCAUCAUAUCUCAAAACAUAUUUGUAUCAUGCUGUUGUUUAGCAUACUAUUAUAUUUCAUAAAUUAGUUACAUGUUGUUUACAAGCUUAAUUUAAAAGGUUUUUGUUUUUGUAAUGAUCUUUAAGUUGCUUGAAGAUACUGUCAAAAUGCAUAGGAUAUUGCCACAUACAUGUUUAGUUACAAAGUGGAUAUUGUUAGCUGUCAAAGUAAUCCACAUAUGUUUAGUUAGUUAUGUUACUUUUACUACGAUCAAUGUACAAGAGAUGGGGCUUCCACGCCUUUUGGUUGCUUGGCCUAGCAAACCAGGACAAUAUGACCUAACAUAGUUUAUCUACUAAUCAUUCCUAUGAAAUUUAUAUAAUCAGAGAUUGGUACUCUUAUAACAUAUUUGGACUCCUAAAGCACUGCUGUCUUCAAACAGUGUUGAACAAGUGAAACUAAUUAAGAGUUUUGAAGUGACAAGAGAAUCAAAAGGAAGGAAAUUAGGGAUGAAGGGGGGGGAGGAAAUGUGGAGAAAUGUGAGAACCAGAAGUUAAGUAGACAAAAUGGCAUUAAAAGGAAGAGGUUGUGAAAGGAAAAUGAGAAAACAGGGAGGUUCUGUUAGAUGAAUAUCCAUUAUAUGAGAAACAGAUGAUAUGAGAUGUGUAAAUUCAGGACUAUUUUCUUUACACAAGCACAAAAAUACAAUGCAGUCCAAGGUGAGAAGUUUAAAAUGCGCACCUUCCUGCACCCUUCUGUUAACACAUCCAGGCUGUAUGAUGAUGUACAAUCAUUUAGAUGUACAGAGACGAGUUCAUGUGUGCUUGUCCCCUACCUACCAUUCAUUCUCCCCACCAGUCCUCUUUUAAACUGUGUCAGUGUCUCCCUGACCCCUAUUCUUGUGGCCUUACUCUUCAUUAUUAUACUUGUAUUAAUCAUCAUUUUGCUUACAAGCAUAUUUACAGUAGAGUGCAAGUACAGUGUACAAUGUUUUAUGUGGCUGAUCAGUGCUUGAAUGUGUUAUACUGUUACUGCUGGUGUGUUGUUUCAUUCGCUACCUUUGGUUUGGUGUGGUGGUGUGUGUGUGAUUGACCAUGUGUAUAUUGUAUAGAUUGUGCCUUAAAAUUUUGCCUCUCAAGUGCUAAAUCCCAAGUAGUCAAUAACUUCCAGUGCAAGUUAUAGCAGUAAGGCUAAGCAAGCUAGAGUACCAAUAACACUCGCGAAGAAGGUAGAAAUUGUUAAGAGGCACUGUAGGCACAACAGUGGUCAACGAAUCACCCUCCCUGAUACAUUAACUACACAGUGGUGAGUGUUAUGCACAUUAUAUAUGUUUAAUUAAUAAGAAUCACAUUCUUUGUAUGCUAUUUUUCUUUGAUUUUUUUUAUAAAAUUUUAUAAUAUAAUUCUAUAAUAUAGA
Scylla paramamosain (green mud crab) is the source of this 6238-nucleotide messenger RNA. RefSeq lists its product as uncharacterized. Gene Ontology annotation, molecular function: 2 iron, 2 sulfur cluster binding; iron ion binding; oxidoreductase activity. Lineage: Eukaryota; Metazoa; Arthropoda; Malacostraca; Decapoda; Portunidae. The record is from RefSeq and is a predicted model, not a curated record. The transcript is spliced from 24 exons. The coding region runs from base 531 to 4475 and encodes 1314 amino acids.